Messenger RNA from Caenorhabditis auriculariae, 1260 nucleotides. The record is from the annotation of a GenBank genome assembly. Lineage: Eukaryota; Metazoa; Nematoda; Chromadorea; Rhabditida; Rhabditidae.
AUGACUGUUGCUGAAUAUCAGCUCUUCACAGCGAAACCUGAAGAUAAGGACGAAAUCCGGCGGUUUCUCAUUGAGCAUUUCAUGGUCGAAGAGCCGAUGAGCAGGGUGACUCUGAAACUUGUUUUUUUCAAAUUUUCAUUUGUUUAGGCAGCUGGAAUGAAUGAAAGUUCUUUCCAAAAAUGUAUCGACAAAACUUUCGAGCGAUGUUCUGGCAUUUCUCAUUCCGUCAUUGCUCGACGAGCAGGUAUUCCUUUCAAUUUCCACAGAUCACAUGUUAGAUCUUUUUGAUUUAUUUAUGUUUCAUUCAUUGUAUUAGUCGUGCGGAUUGCAAAUUGGCGACUAAAAGUUUGAAAAAAAAAACAUUUCAAAUUUGAUAAAAUUUAGAAAUCAUCACGUAAGAUUCUUUCAGGCUCUAACGAAAUUGUGGCAUGUGCACUGAAUUCUUUGUGGAAAAGAGAAGACUCGAAAGGAGAAGACGAGAAAAAAGGAGGAGACUUCGAUUUUGGAGAAAGUUCGAAGGAAAUUGAUGCUGUUGGUGGGUUCGAAACCACGAAAAUUGGAGUCAACUUUUUACAGGCACGAUUCUGAACGAUUUGCACGACAAGUUCUGGGGAUUAGUUCCAGGAACUAUCAACUCUGUUAUUCAUCUGUGAGUUUUCACUUUCAAGUUUUAUUUGAGGUUUCUGAAGUCGAUUUAAUCGCGUUCAAAAUUGACUUGACUUACAACUGAACAAAAAAAAAAGAAUUUUACUCUUCGAAAAUGAAUUCCAUCGCUAUCAUGACCGUGUUAGGGAGUCCGAACAUCUACCAAACUAAAGUGACCUCUUUAGAGAAAUUCUGAGCGUUUCGAAAGACCAUCGGCGGAAAGGAAUCGCUUCGAAGUUGAUGGCGUGGACAGAAGAUCCAGAUAAACUCAAUGUGCGUUUUUGAAUGGUUGAAACACUCUUUCCUCUCUCCAGAAGUUGCAAGCAAGCGGAAUCGUGGCUGAAGCUUCCUCGCUAGCCAAUCAGACGCUUCUAACAAGAAGGGGUUACAAGGUAAGGAACUCAAUUCUUUGAAGAGGAAAAGUUGAAGUAUUAAAUCAUGUUAGUAGCUUAUUUGAAUGAUUAUCCUAACCUACUGGCUAAAAAUUACCUCAAAUUGUAGACGCUAGCAGAAAAGUUGGUGGAAACGGUGACCGACGGAAACGGAGUGCCGCUUCUGAAAUGCGAUGACGGGACCGACCGAGGACUUCUCAUGUUCAAAUCCCUGGAAAAAUGA